AUAUCUACAUCUAUAAUAUUAUAUACAUAUGAAAAUGCCACACUCCAACCGCCCAAGAAAACCCCCCCCCAAAACCGGCGCACUGAAGUGAUCGACCCCUCAGGCUGGACCCAUAUCACAAACGGCAGCAACGUGCGGCGUGUAAUACGACAACGCCAGAAACCCCAAUCCGAACCCAUCCUAGUCCCCGCAGAAGCUCCCGGCCGACUCACCCUCUCCGAUCUCCAGACGCAAUUCCAGACCCAUCACGAUAGAUGGACGGGUUCGGAGAGCUGGACGAAGGUGGCAGGUGUGUUGGAUGAGAGAGUGAAGGCGAGAAUGGAGGCCUCGUCGCCCGCUGAUGCAGUUGAUGCAGUUGUUUGCAUUGGGCUUGGGAGUCCGAGUGGAUUUCUGCGCGAUGGAUGGGUUGAUCGGAGGGCGGUCUCGCUGUAUCAGCUUGCUGCGCUGGCUAGUAUCAAGGAUCGAGUAGAUUCUCACACACCUACCCCUCUAAAAGUCUACGCCCAAGACCCCGUCUUCAACAAACUAGACGAGUCGCUCCUCUCAAGUUUAAACAUCACGAUCCUGCAAGACCCCGAAGCCUUCUCGCACAUAACAGCGAACACGCUACUCUUCUGUCCCGGUGCAGAAAGGCAGCAUCUCGAGCUGCUGUUGCCGUCAAAGCCCUGGCUGGUAUUCGGUGGGCCGCUUGAGCAUACAGAUGCUGGGGGUGUGUUGCAGAGCUACGUGGAUGGAACGGAGUCGUACUGUGUGCCGGUGUUUGAGGCGCUCGAGCAUGCGUUUUGGAAUAUGAGGCUUUAUUGGACUAAGGAGGUUGAGGAAUGA
This is a messenger RNA of Penicillium soppii, 825 nucleotides long. Its product is annotated as SRR1 family protein. The annotation marks the transcript as partial. NCBI's taxonomy places the organism in Eukaryota, Fungi, Ascomycota, Eurotiomycetes, Eurotiales, Aspergillaceae. The record is from RefSeq and is a predicted model, not a curated record. The transcript has 2 exons.